GCUCAGGUAUGAAGGAAUGAAAUGUUCAUCAAAGAUUCUUUCGUUGAUCUACUGAAUGAGCUUUCAGGUGCUCAGGAGAGUAUCGAGAAAGUUUCUGUGUGGAUACAACAAUACCGAGAUCAAGCACCUGUCAUAGCCCAGGCAUGGAAAAACUUCUAUCUUGAAGCGACUCAGGAGAAAAAGUUGACUCUUUUGUUCCUCGUGAACGAUGUACUGCAACACAGCAAACGGAAAGGACCUCAGUUCGUCGAUGCAUUUGGUCAUAUUCUUCCCAAGUGUAUGUCUGAAUGCAAGAAUGCUGAGUCCAAGUCUCAGAUUGAACGCAUGCUCGACAUUUGGGAAUCCAGAGAAGUCUUCCACAAGCACAUUAUCAGCGCUAUGAAGUACAAUUUAGAUGAGAUUGGGAUGGACGAGACUUAUGUUAAGUUGACAGACCUAAUGGAUUCGCUCGACCUGCUGCGUUCUCACGAGAAGAAAUCUUCUGAGGUGCUCACCAAACUGAGUCACCGUCUGGAUACCACAGAUUUUGCUAAUGCCUUCAAUGUGACAAGCAGGAAAGAAGGAGAUAAAUAUGCAGCUGAUUUCGACGAAACAGCUCACUUCCUCGAUCAGUACUGUUCUUGUCUCCUGAAGCAGACUGAAGCUCGCAGUGAGAUGAUAAAGAAGGUAAACAGUACCAUGUUUCAGAUGGAAAAGGCUGAGGAAACCAUCAAAACUCAAGACAAGGAGUACAAGGACCAGCAAGGAACCUUAGUCCGAACUAGAAAAGCAAUCACUUCCCGCCUCAUGCUCAUAGACGAGGGAAAAGUGAACUUUGGAGACGAAAGUCCCGAUCGAGAAGAGAUCGAGAAUCUUACCAGCGAAGAGGAGGAUGUGGAUAUUGAGGGGAUGGAAAUCGUCGAAUCGUCAAGAAGGAACGAUAGAGACGAUAGAGACAGGUCUGAUGAUCCUUUGGCUGAUGACUUCAACGGAAGUUUUGCUGAUGAUGGAAUACGGCCAGAAGAUGCCAUAGACGAGCAAUUACCAUACGCCAAACCUCGAGAGCAAAAGAAACCAAAGAAGACAACAAAGAAACUGCCAUCAUAUGAUCCACGCCAGAUUUUAUCUUAUGGUUUUCGAUUGGAUGCACCGCCAGAUGGUGAGCAAGCUGUUGGCUUCAUGUUACUUCCUGAUGGAACUUUGGCUGCAAUACCUAUCGCUCCCCACAUGUUCCUUGCUAAACCGAAACCAGUCUCUCCAAAGGCAGAGGAGGUUGAGGAAGAGGUAGAGGGUCCAAAAACUCCUGAAGGAACACCUGCAGUUCAAACUCUUGAAGAAGCUGAUGGCAAUGAAAAGACUGGUCCAAAAACUCCAGAUUUGGAAGAUUCUGAGCUAGAAGAAGGUGAAGUUAGUGAAUCAGAAAACGAGGAAGAAGAUUUAAAGGUCAAUCCUGGUGCUGCGAAAUAUGAUCCUACUUCUGAGUAUAAUCCUGAGCUGUCUGGGAAAUAUAAUGAUGAAGUUGAUGGUGUUCCAUUUGACAUCGGUGAGGAUGGAUACAUUACUGAUGAAUACAAGGAUUCUGCUUCCUCUGCUGGCAGUGCUCCCUCUAUGCCAUCUCCGGAGGUUUCUGAUGAAGAGGACCCCCAGGCAAUAGCCUUGAAAAAUGUUGAAUCGUGGAAGGACGAUUAUAAUGAAAUUGAUGGUGAGGCACUUGAGGAAACCAAACCACCUGAACCGUCUUCAUCAGAGGAAGGGGAAUUGUCUGAUGGAGAAAAUGCCCCUCCUGCAAAAUCAGGUAUGACUGGUCUUGCAUCAUUCCUUGAUAGAUUAUCAGAUGGUGAAGAAAAGAGUGCUGUUCAAGAGGAAAGAUCUGAAUAUGAGCAAUUCUAUCCUCCAGGAUAUCUCGAAAAUUCUAAAAUCGAAAACAAGUCUAGUAAUAAAUCCCCUCCAGUUAAACCAUCUAAACCUGCAUAUCUGAUGGGAGCAAUGUAAGCCCUGACAGGUCUUUAGAUUCAUCUCGCAAAAUAUUUCAUCAGGAGGAUAGCCAACCUCCACAAGGCUAUCAAGACAUGAUGGGUAUGGACAAAACAUCUCCUGAGCCUAGGAUAAGACACAACUCAUUUGGUUACAACAGUAUACCUCCAAUGAGGCCUAAUGCUCCUCCCUACAAUGGUGGUGGGCCAAGAUUGAGGUAUGAACAGAGAAAUCCUGGUCCUGGAAAUGAAAGAGGAUUUCCUGGUGAUUAUGUGAGACAGAGACCACACCAUGAAGUAUAUUCCCCAUCUCCUCCCCAUUAUCAACAUUCUCCUCCAUCCCUUUGUAACAGAUCACCACCCCCACCUAGGUCACCUCCAAGAAAUAGGUCACCUCCCCGCAAUAGGUCACCACUGCGGAGUAGGUCGCCUCCUCGCAACAUGCACAUGAUGUCACCGCCUCCCAUGCUGCAUCAGCAACAUCAGAUAAGACCCCAGCCUUCAGGUUCUCGUGACUACCAAAGACAUCCUCGACCUUACCCACCAGCACCUGUACAGAGACAUGCUUAUCCUCCUCCAAGGCAUCCUCGACCACUGAGUUACUAUUCUGCUAGACCUCUUUACAUUAAUCCUAAUUCCGAUGACAGAAGGGAAGAGGAUUUUCCUCCGAUGAAUCAUUUUUUAGGGGUAAGCCCCCGCGCCAUGCGACUCGAGGGAGUUGGCAGCGGGGGUACCAUUAAAGCAGCUGUUCAAAUGUUCCAAGUUGUUCAUUUUACAGUUAAAUGUGCAGUGACUCUGUGUGUUUUUGCUACUAUCAUAGAAAAGUUGAAAGUCAGAUUAAAACUGAUAGGGUUACUCCCUAAAAAGUCCAAAGAUGUAUCAAGCAUAUUUGGGCCGAACUUUGCCUCUCAAGAACAGAUUUUGGUGUAUGUUAUGACUGGUCACUCUUAUGGUCCACCACUACCACAAAGACCUGCUGUACCUGAACAGACUGCUUACUCUGAGAGCUCACAAAGUCAUGGGAGCUAUUCAGGGCAUCAGCAGAGACAUGCAGAUCAUCAGGAACAAACAUAUUACGCAGAAGAUCCACGAUAUGAAUCGAGACGAGAAAGGCACCAUGGUGAUGAAUAUGUUCAUGGUACUAAUCCAAGUUCUGAUAGACAUCCUGACAGACAAAAGUCAUCAAAAAACAGAAGGACCAUAAGCCCUAAUCAAAAUAUUCGUUCAAUUAACCAUUCAGGGCACUAUCCAGGUCAAUCCUUUGGAUCUGAUAAUCCAUCUAUAGAUGGAAAGCUAGUUAUGCAACAAGAAACUGCUCAAAACAGUGAAAUUCAACAGUAUCAUACAGAUGGCAUUCAAAGGUACAAUACUCCUAAAAAGUUUGGUCCUCCUUUACCCUCUGCCCCAUCCAACAAUCCACAAGUCUAUUAUAAGGAUGAUUCUGAUGAAGAGUAUUUCAAACCACGAGUGCAGCAAUACUCCUCCAGACCAGAUGUUCCUAGUAGAAGACCAGAUCCUGUAUACCCCCGACCAGAUCCUGUGAACACCCGACCAGAUCCUGUGUACGCCCGACCAGGUCCGCCUGAACUAAAGCAAGAACCGGUAAAACCACCGUUUGAGGACCAGGAUAGGCAUAGUGUUAAAAAAAGCAGGGAAAGAAAAAGACCUCAACCAGUAGACAUUAGCAGCAGUGAUGAUGCUAUGUCUGAAAGUUCUGAGGAUGCAUCAGAAGCUGUUCAAGAUAUUAAUCAUGUUCCCUUUGCUGAUUUGCCAGUGCCAAAAGUAAAUUAUUCAAAAGAAAAAGCCAGUAAGCCCUUCAGUGAUAUACCAGCACCAAGAAUUUCUGCCCUGCCUCAUACGGGCAUGGACUCCUUAAAUUUCAAGCCAUUUGAUGAGUUAUUGUUGAAUGAGAAACAGAAAUUCAAGCCAAUUGAAGAAACCGGUGAGGAACCAAAGUUUUCAAGCUUUCCAAAGUCAAUCUAUGUUAUGCUUAAAAAUGAAGAAUUGGCAACAUCCAUUGACAAAAUUCUAGGAGCAUACGAUAUGGAAACUAUCCUAAACAAGCAAGAUAGUGAAGAUGAGGGAGCUGAUAUUGGACCAUCAAUUUUACAGUCUAUUUUUGGUGGAGAAAGCAGAAUGGCCCCAAAUUAUGACAUCAUGGACAAAGAAGAACAAAUGGAAGAAAGACGAUUAGAAAUGCAAAGAAGGGAACCUGCAGAAGCUCAGGCACUCAAAGAAAAAGCACUAGCAGAUAAGACUCCUGAGAAAGAACCAAAAAAGAUGAAAGACAGACGGAAAAGAGGAAAGAAAUCUAAUGUUGAAAAACCAAGUUCUUUGAAGUCUCAAUCCUCUUCGAUGGCUGUCAAAGCUUCACCUUUGCAUUCAUCCAUAUCCCCUUCAGUACCACAAACGGUGUUAUCCUCUGCUGUGACUAGGCCAAGUAAUGUACCAACAGUUGCUCCAACAACCACUGUGGUGACUAGCAGUUCAAAGCCAAAGAUACUAGAUGCAGAUAUGGAGGCUAAACGUGCCGAGGUGUUAGCUAAAAUAGCUAUGUUCAAGCAGCAAAAUGAACAGGAGAAACAAGAACUUCAGAAGUGGAAAAAGGAGAAAAAAGGGGAUGUUGUUAUCAAAGAUGUUGAUCCCAAAACCUUGACGAACUCUGGGAGAAAACGAUAUACUUUCAACAUCGAGGAAGCAAAAGCACAGCAAGAGGCAAAAGCACAGCAAGCUGCUAAAGCUAAAACUUCAACUACACCUGCUCCUUCCGCAGCUACAACAUCAUCAGCUACGUCUACUAUUACAUCUGUGUCCCCUUCUGUGAGUAGUGAUACCACAUUAAGCACACUGCCUAGAUUUUAUCAAGCUGCAGUUCAAGGCAUACCUCCGACUCUGGAGACCAUGUCAAGUGUUGGAUCUUUACCUCCCUUACCAGUCAUGCCUACUCCUCCUGGUAUGAAUCCAGGUUUUAAUCCAGGUUUUAAUCCAAAUAUGCCAAUGAACAUGGGUAUGCCAAAUAUGCCUAUGAACAUGGGGAUGCCAAAUAUGCCAAUGAACAUGGGAAUGCCAAAUAUGCAUAUGAACAUGGGGAUGAAUAUGGGGAACCAAAAUUGGUAUGGGCCUCCUAUGGGCAAUUUUAACCAAUUCCCAAAUUCAAUGCAGAAUAACUAUAAUGGUUUCAAUGCUCCCCAAGUUAGACCUUCCCCCCCUAUAAUUUCUGCUCCUCCAACUAUCAGACAGGUUGGUCCCAGACCAACUCCACCCGGACUAGAAGGGCCACAACCAUCAGGGGUCAAUCCAACUUGGUCUGCAUCAGCUGGUCCAAGAGCCGGGUCCUUCUCUUCAAAUGCCUUGCCUACAUCUAGCACACCCCGAUCUUCUAUACCAACCAUAACCAUGUCUACCAAAUCAAUUCCAACAGUUCACAGUUUACAGCUUGCCUCCUCCCAUGUUUCAGGAGUGCCUCAGACUAUUACUGUAGGUUCACACAGCUCUUCUAAAUCUGCACAAACUAAAAAACAAGUGGCUAUAGAUGAAGAGAAGAUGAAGAAGGCACUAGAGGUGAAGCAAAAGUUAGAGCAAGGAAUGAAGAAAUUUCAUGAAAUGAAGGAAAAAGGAAUGGUGGUCAAGAGGAAUAGGUUUGAUGUUACUCCAGAUGAAUUGAAGCUUCAAGGGACAAUGAGCAAGACCGAAACUAUGUCUACUCCAUCUACCCAAUCUAGCCAGCAGCCUGCAAAGUCUAUAUCUGAUGAAGCGGCACCUGGUGUUGAUUUGGAUGAUAUUGACAAUCUUGUUGAUCUGAAAACUGAUAUGGAGUUAGAUCUUGAUUUUUAAAUGAUGGCCUCUUUGAUCUGAGCUGAUAAUUUUCUUGUUUGAAAAUUCGUUGUGCAAGGGGUUCCUCAACUUUCUAGCUAAAAUUAUUUUCUUUCACCGUUUUUAUCUAUCUUUAUUUAUUUUCUUCAAAUUAUACUAAUUGAUAUUGAUUGUUAUA
This is a messenger RNA of Bolinopsis microptera, 5943 nucleotides long. RefSeq lists its product as uncharacterized. The transcript has 6 exons. Gene Ontology annotation, biological process: mRNA 3'-end processing. Gene Ontology annotation, molecular function: RNA polymerase II complex binding. Bases 22 to 1971 code for a protein of 649 amino acids. Lineage: Eukaryota; Metazoa; Ctenophora; Tentaculata; Lobata; Bolinopsidae. The record is from RefSeq and is a predicted model, not a curated record.